UUUAGGCGUGAUCCCCAACACCAUCGUUGACACAGUAGAAUACAGUCGAGUACUGCAAGUCACCUUCUGAACCUGCAGCUCUCUCUUGGUGGGAGCUGAAUCAAGAGAAGGAUAUAACAAGUGGACAAGUGUUAAGCACAGGAUUGGUAAGGAGGGAAGAUGUGUGCACGAGUGAGGCUGUAACAGCAACUGGAACAGCAGUAACAGCACAAGUCUGAAACAGCAGAGACAUCAGCAGUAACAACACGAGUCUGAAACUUCAGUGAGAACAAUAGUAGCAGCGCAUGAAACAUCAAUGACUAACUUAAGCAACAAAAUCAGUGGGCAAAACAACGCUAGCAACAACAGCAUGCUGGAGUCAGAGAGGUCUGCUGCUCAGUUAGUCAUAGAAGAAUGGAAGAGGCCGGCCCAUGGAACACAGUACUUUGCUGCUCUCUCAGCCUCGAUGGGUGCCAUGGCUGUGGGUGCAGCCAUUGGUUAUUCCUCUCCUGCCAGUGCAGCUUUCCGUUACGACAAUACCACAGAAGUGAUCACAGAUAAUUCCACUUUCGGUAACCUGUACUUGUCAAAGGAAGCACGAGGGUGGUUUGCUGGAUCCCUUAGUAUUGGUGCACUCCUUGGAUGUAUGCUUGCUGGUCUCUGCAUCAACAACAUUGGCAGGAAAGGCACCAUGCUGGUCUCCGUUGUCCCUCUCCUGAGUGGCUGGAUACUUAUCGGAUUGGCACAGAACCUGUCUAUGCUCGUCAUUGGUCGUAUCUUGUGUGGGCUGUGUACGGGCAUCAGUUCCUUGGUGGUACCUACUUACACUACUGAGUUUGCCUCCAAGGAUAUCAGAGGAGCACUGGGUACAGGGUUCCAGUUAUUCAUUACAGUGGGCAUCUUGUAUGCUUAUAUCUUCGGGUGGGCGAUGGAUUCUUGGAGGUUACUGACUGUGGUGUGUGGUGCUCUUGGCUUUGUGUUUCUUCUGAUGGCUGCCUUCCUUAAGGAGUCACCCCACUACCUUUUGUCUAAGGGCAAGGAGAUGCAAGCAAGGCAGUCUAUGCAAUACUUCCGAGGUAAGUCAUAUGAUAUCCAGCAGGAGAUGGAGGAGCUGAAGAAGUCUUUAAAAGAUUCUUCAGAUGUGAAGGUAACACUGAGUGACCUGUCUACCCCUUACAUUCUCAAGCCACUCUUGAUCACCUUGGCCCUCAUGGUCUUUCAGCAGUUGGCUGGUGUCAAUGCUGUCAUCUAUAACAUCAAUAUAAUCUUCCAGGAUUCUGGGAGCCAGUUAUCAGAUGACAUGAGCACCAUAGUAGUGGGAGUCGUGCAGGUUUUAGCAACUGCUGCCUCCACACUACUCAUUGACCGUGCUGGGAGGAAGCUCCUCCUCUCCCUCUCUGCUGGUGUUAUGUCCUUUUCCAUAAUUUGCCUAGGUGUGUUUUUCUAUGUGAAAACUCAUGAUGAGGAGUGGGUAGUAAAUAAUCUGAGCUGGAUGCCACUUACCUCCCUCAUAGUGUUCAUAACUGCUUUCUCCAUCGGGUAUGGCCCCAUCCCUUGGAUUAUGAUGGGCGAGCUGUUCUACCCCAACGUGAAGGAGGCCGCUGGCAGCCUAGCUACCACUAUCAACUGGACCUGUGUCUUCAUCGUCACCUUCACUUUUGAACCACUUCAGGGUGCCAUCCAUGACUAUGGUGUCUACUGGCUCUUUGGCAGCAUUAGCGCUCUCAACUUCAUAUUUUGUCUGGCGUUUGUUCCAGAGACUAAAGGCAAGACACUACAAGAAACAACUGCCUAUUUUGGUGGCCCACCUUCCUAAAUUAAUUUCAUUGGAGGAGCACUAAACCCACAGGGGUCAUACAGUACCUGGAGGAAUAGGAGGCAUUUAGGUUCAGUCCAAGGAAAAGGAGGACAAGCUUAAUUUCUUGGGCCAAGAACCCCUCACCAUCAUCCAGGCACCUCCCUUGAGGGGAUUGUACAGUAUAGUAUAUGUGAUGUAUGUUAUCAAAACAAACCACAUAAAUUAGAUAAGGAAAAUCUUUAAUACAUUUUGUAAAUGUUUAAUGCUUUUUACUUAAACUGAAAUAAAAAGUAUAACCUC
Messenger RNA from Cherax quadricarinatus, 2077 nucleotides. Its product is annotated as facilitated trehalose transporter Tret1. Gene Ontology annotation, biological process: transmembrane transport; carbohydrate transport. The record is from RefSeq and is a predicted model, not a curated record. NCBI's taxonomy places the organism in Eukaryota, Metazoa, Arthropoda, Malacostraca, Decapoda, Parastacidae. Gene Ontology annotation, cellular component: membrane. Gene Ontology annotation, molecular function: sugar transmembrane transporter activity.